UCAGCCUGUCCCCGGCAGCCGGGCUCGCUCCGCCGUUUUGCUGGUGCCCGCAGCCUGGCGGCAGAGGGGUCCCCGGCCCCCCCAGAUCGGGGGGCAGCUCGGCUAGGGGUCUCUGCAGGAAGGGGCGGAGGCACAGGCGGUGGAGGGGAUCGUGCAGACCCCCCACUCCUUUCCCAGCUGCAGAUGGACCAGUGACUCCAGGAGCAGCCCUGUGCCCCCUCGAACGCCAGCUAACGGGGAUCCGCUCCUUUGCUCCCCACAGAUCUGAGCAGCGGCGAGGGGAGCGUGUGUGCAGCCCGCCCCAGAGGGGAGGUGGUGCUGCGACCUGAUCCCACAGCCCGGUUCUGCCUGCCCACCCCCACUUCCACCAUGCCUCUCCUGUCCCACCUUGGGGCUUCUACCAUCUUCCUCCUCCUGGCCUUGAGCCUCCCGCUGCACCAGGCCAAGGUGGAGGAGGGUCUGGGAGGCCCAUCCCUGGGAGCAUCAUCGCUGGAUGGGGCUAAUGUCAGCACCUUGUGCCAGGAGGCCUCAGAGUGCCAGGAGGGGGUGAUCCUGCCCGUGUGGCUACCCCAGAACCCCUCGGUGGGCGACAAGGUGGCCCGGGCCAUCGUCUACUUUGUGGCGAUGAUCUACAUGUUCCUGGGCAUGUCCAUCAUUGCCGACCGCUUCAUGGCCUCCAUCGAGGUUAUCACCUCGCAGGAGAAGGAGAUCACCGUGAAGAAGGCCAAUGGUGAGACCAGCACCACCACCAUCCGCAUCUGGAACGAGACCGUCUCCAACCUGACGCUCAUGGCGCUGGGCUCCUCGGCGCCUGAGAUCAUGCUCUCCAUCAUUGAGAUCGUGGGCCAUGGCUUCGAGGCAGGCGAGAUGGGGCCCAGCACCAUCGUGGGCAGCGCCGCCUUCAACAUGUUCGUCAUCAUUGCGGUGUGCGUGCAUGUGGUGCCUGAGGGCGAGACGCGCAGGAUCAAGCAUCUGCGCGUCUUCUUUGUCACGGCCGCCUGGAGCAUCUUUGCCUACAUCUGGCUCUACCUCAUCCUGGCCUGCUUCUCCCCCGGUGAGGUGGAGGUGUGGGAAGGCCUGCUCACCUUCCUCUUCUUCCCCAUCUGUGUGGUGCAAGCCUGGCUGGCUGACCGCCGCCUCCUCUUCUACAAGUACGUGCAGAAGAAGUACCGCGCCGACAAGGCCCGGGGCCUGAUCAUUGAGACGGAAGGUGACACAGCCCUCCCCAAGCUGGAGGUGGAGCUGGACAGCACCCAGGCCAAUGGGGUGGGCGAGGCAGGCAAGGACGGGGAUGAGGAGGCCCGCCGUGACAUGGCGCGCACCCUGAGGGACCUGCGGCAGAAGCACCCAGAGAAGGACAUGGAGCAGCUGAUUGAGAUGGCCAACUACCAUGUGCUGGUGCAGCAGCAAAAGAGCCGGGCCUUCUACCGCAUCCAGGCUACCCGCAUGAUGAUCGGAGCAGGCAACAUCCUGAAAAAGCAUGCGGCCGACCAGGCGCGCAAGGCGCUGAGUCUGCCGGAAGUGCGCCCUGAGGAUGACGACUCACUCACCAGGGUGACUUUCGAGCCAGCGCUCUACCAGUGCUUUGAGAACUGUGGCGCCGUGGUGCUGACGGUGGAGCGGCGCGGUGGCAACAUAGCUCGCACGGCCGUGCGUGUGGAUUUCCGCACUGAGGACGGCACAGCCAAUGCUGGCUCGGACUAUGAGUAUGCCGAGGGCACGCUGCUCUUUAAGCCGGGCGAGACACAGCGUGAGAUCCGCGUGGGCAUCAUUGACGAUGACAUCUUUGAGGAGGACGAGUACUUCCGUGUGCACCUCAGCAACGUGCGGGCCGCCUGGGCUGAGCCGGGGGCUGAGCCGCCCCCCAAGGCCUGCCUGGGCCCUGCCACUACUGCCACCGUCACCAUCUUCGAUGACGAUCAUGCCGGCAUCUUCACCUUUGAGGGCGCCUCAGUGCGGGUCAGCGAGAGUGUGGGGGCCGUGCGGGUGCGGGUGCUGCGCACCUCAGGGGCCCGGGGCCGGGUGGCCCUGCCCUACCGCACCAUGGAGGGUACCGCAAAGGCUGGUGAGGACUACGAGGAGGCCGAGGGCAAGGUGGAGUUCCUCAACGACGAGAUCACGAAAUUCAUCGAGAUUAAAAUAAUCGAUGACGAGGAAUAUGAGAAAAACAAGAAUUUCCACCUGGAGCUGGGGCCCCCUGAACUGCUGGAGAUGGGGCUGCGGCAUGGUGAUUCUAAUGAGAACCGCCCCACUGAGGGGCAGGAGGGGGCCACCAUCGCCAAGAUGGGGUGUCCCAGCCUGGGGGAACACCCCAAACUUGAGGUGGUGAUUGAGGAGUCCUACGAGUUCAAGAGUACUGUGGACAAACUGAUCAAGAAAACAAACUUGGCGCUGGUUGUGGGGAGCAGCAGCUGGAGGGAGCAAUUCGUCAGUGCCGUGACGGUCAGCGCUGGGAACGAGGACGAGGACGAGACGGGCGAGGAGCGGCUCCCGUCCUGCUUCGACUACAUCAUGCACUUCCUGACAGUGUUCUGGAAGGUUCUCUUCGCCUUUGUGCCCCCCACUGAGUACUGGGGGGGCUGGGCCUGCUUCCUUGUCUCCAUCGCGCUCAUUGGGGUGCUCACUGCACUCACUGGCGACCUGGCCUCCCACUUUGGUUGCACCGUCGGCCUCAAGGACUCAGUCACUGCUGUGGUCUUCGUGGCCCUUGGCACCUCCGUGCCUGACACCUUUGCCAGUCGGGCAGCGGCAAUCCAGGACCAAUACGCGGAUGCCUCCAUCGGCAAUGUGACGGGCAGUAACGCAGUCAACGUCUUCCUGGGCCUAGGGGUGGCCUGGACCAUUGCGGCCGGGUACUGGGCAAGCCAGGGCCAGCGCUUUAUGGUGGCUCCGGGCACGCUGGCCUUCUCCGUCACGCUUUUCACUAUCUUUGCCCUGCUGAGCAUCGCUGUACUGCUGUACCGGCGGCGCGCGCCUGUGGGGGGCGAGCUGGGGGGUCCCCACACCCCCAAAAUCCUCACGGCCCUGCUCUUCUUCUGUUUCUGGCUCCUCUACAUCCUGCUGGCUGCUCUGGAGGCUUACUGCCACAUCCAGGGCUUCUGAGGGGUGUGGGGGUGAGAGACAGACCCCCAUUCUCUGGCUGGUGGGAACCCCCCCAGCCUGAGCUCUGGGUGGGGAGAACUGUCCUGCCCCAGUCCCUGGGAGGCGAGGCCUCUGGCUGGGGGUGGGAAGCACUGAACAGCUCUAGGGAAAGCUCCUCACAGUGCCUGGGAGGCUAUGCCCCCAGCUCAGUGCUCCAUGGGGGGGGAGCGGGAGGAGAACACAACAGGUGCUGCAGGAGCAAAGGACAUUCCAACCUCCCCCAUCGCCUGCCCCCCUCAAACUGGGGAAGCCUCCCACACUGCAGAGUCCCCUUCCCACACCCUGGGCACCCCUCCAGCUCGGGGGAAACCCCCAGCCCCCAACUCAGUUCAAAAGGGGACAAAGGACAUUCCAAGUGUAGACUGCCCCCCCCCAGUGCACUUUGGAUUUAGCCGGGGGCAAAGGUCAUUCCAUUCACCCCCACCCCCGAGAGCCCUUCCUGCCCCAAGUCCCUCCCACCUGCAAUCUCCCUACUUGUGCCAUGGGAUAGCAAGGAUUCAGGAGGGGGUAACCCUGCCUGCAGGUGGCAGGAUAGUUGGGGGGGGGGACAGGGAGGUUGUUAGCAGGGGCUGGUAGGGAAUGUGGCAUCUGGCACAUAGCAGCAGCCCCACCCACAGGGCUGCAAGAUCAGCACACAAAUGGGGGGGGCGUGGCAGGCAGGGACUGGGAGGAUCAGUCUCUCUCUCAUGCACUUUGUUUUUAAACCUCCCUGCUCCCAAGCACAGGGACCCUUGUGUCCCCCACCCCAAAACACCAUUAUUAAUGAACUCUCACUAGGACAAGGGGGAAGAGACCCCCCCCCAUGGGGUCUCAGUGGGGGAAUAGGCUCCAAAUUCAAUAUUGGGGUCACCCCCAUUGCCCGCCAAAACAGCACAAAGUCUUGCUAACGAAAAUAGCAACAAAUUGGGGUCCAUUCGCCCCUGUCCAUUCCGUCGCCUACAGAAUCCAGAUUUCUAUUCUUUUGAUUUUAUUUUAUUUAAAAAGAUAGAAAAGAAUAUUUUAUUUUGUAUUUAAGAACAACAACAGAGCCCCACUCUCCAGCUUCCCCCCCCAGAGAACUGGGCUGUGGGGCUAACUGAUGCAGCCAUACCCCUCGUCCCAUGCAUGGUGUCCCAUCCUGGCAUCUGUUGGUCGUUAGCAUCUGUGAGUCAAUAUAUGUGUUUGCACUUGUCCAUCUGUCUGUCCGUGUCUGCCUGUUGCUGGCUGGUUAAACCCACAAUGUUUCCUGCCCCUAGUAGUUCCCCCUUCCCUGUCACACUCCCAUUGCCUGCAUCUUUCAUUUGUUAA
Molecule: messenger RNA, 4428 nt
Organism: Malaclemys terrapin pileata
Lineage: Eukaryota; Metazoa; Chordata; Testudines; Emydidae
Product: sodium/calcium exchanger 1-like
Exons: 7
Coding region: 370-3102 (910 amino acids)
Biological process (GO): cell communication; calcium ion import across plasma membrane; sodium ion transmembrane transport
Cellular component (GO): sarcolemma; postsynapse; axon
Molecular function (GO): calcium:sodium antiporter activity
Source: RefSeq, a predicted model, not a curated record